Molecule: messenger RNA, 1636 nt
Organism: Pocillopora damicornis (cauliflower coral)
Lineage: Eukaryota; Metazoa; Cnidaria; Anthozoa; Scleractinia; Pocilloporidae
Source: RefSeq, a predicted model, not a curated record
GGCAACGAAGAAUAAACAUAAUUUCGGCAAAUCACUGACACGGCUGGGGCAUUUCGCAAGUGAUUGUGAGAAGUGCUCGUUAUUGCAGAUAUUGUAACAGUGUUUUCAAAAUUGGAAUACAAAAAAAGAUGUGUGGAUCACUUCUGUCGAAGUUUAAGAAUCCAACCAACAAGAUACACUCAGGAAACAUCAGUUUUACGAAGCCACACCAGGCUCUAAGUAAGAAAAGGCUGGCCAAGGAAGACGUGGAUAGGAAUGAAGACAAAGAGUUUUCUAAAGAUGGACUUCAAGCUAGUGCAUCGAGCGUUCGUUCCAUGGAAAAAAUCCCCAGCACCAGCUCUUUCAAGCAGGGGUCUUCCUACGAAACUGAUUCUUCGUCGCUAGAUGAAACAGAAUCUGCCGUGCGCGCAUUGGUUGACCAAAGUAGAAACAUAUUCCCUGCCGCGCGCAUGAACAACAGAAAAGAUCGGCUCCGUGUUUUGGAUCGCGAUGAUCAGUUGUUGGAAACUGCUCGUGAAAUACUUACUUUUCAACUAUGUGCUUCCUCGUCAAGCUCCAAUUCUACCCGAGCCGUCAAGCCCUUCAGUUCAGCCGUUUCCUCUGUUCCAAAUAAAACGCAAGCCGCAGUGGCAUUUGACAUUCCUGCUGGAAAAGCGAAAUCGGUCUGUCCGCCUGCAAAAGUUCCAAGGCGCUUCAGACAGUGUAAAGUAGCACCUGAGCCUAAUUUGGAGGAUAUGGAACAGAAGAUGCGUGCUGCUGAGGAGAGGAAGCUGAAGGAGUUGGAGCGCGUCCGAGAGAGUGCUCGUAGCAGGGCUAGGCUGGGGCGACCACACCCUGCGGAGACUUCUGCCCGAGCCACUGCUGCAAAAAUCGCCGUUAAACAAGCAGCUGCGGAAAGAAAGCGUAGCGAAGAAAUGGAGAAGCGAAGACGAGCUGGAAACAAAACGUCCCGAAAUAGGAGCAGAAUUGCAGAAGCACAGGCCUUCGCCAGGGACCGGCUUCAGUUGUCUAUUGAACAGAAAGAGGAGCAAACCAAGCAGAGGAAAGUAAAACGGCAAAUGAAGAUUGAUAAGCAGAAUAAGAUGAAACAGAAGUACGCCAAGAAAGUCAAAGAUAGAGUGACUCGAAGACUACAGGAGGAGGAAGCAGAAAUCCGAGCUGACCUUCGAGAUAUGGAGACUUACAAAGCCUCCGGCGAUAGCAGCGACGAGUCUUGGGGAGACGAAGAAAAGGAGAGAGUCAAAUACGACUGGGAAGAUUUCUUCUCAGACUAAGACUGAUCUCUGAACCAAGCGGUUUUCGAUGACUGUAGAAAACCACAAGUUUGCAUGUAGCUUGACUAAUCAUAACAGGCACAGAGUUGAUCUUGACUAAUCGGAACAUAGUCCUUUUCGCGCGCGUGGCGAGGGACAGGUUGUGUUACGAGUUCUGAUUGGUUAAUUUCACCGCUGUAAUUUGUUGUGAUUGUUCAGACUGCAUGCUUACUUGUUUUAAUUCCCGGAAGUCAUUCGAAACCGCUCUACUUGAACCAACCAAAAAAAAUAAAUAACUUAAUAAAAUAAACAAAUAAAUAAGCAUUGGCUAAUGAAAAGUGGAAAUAUUUGAAAGUGGUCUUGAAGUUUGACAAAACAUGGAA